Chelonus insularis is the source of this 5700-nucleotide messenger RNA. It is a transcript of the gene dop, whose product is annotated as microtubule-associated serine/threonine (MAST) protein kinase dop. The transcript is spliced from 17 exons. Bases 362 to 5407 code for a protein of 1681 amino acids. Gene Ontology annotation, biological process: intracellular signal transduction; peptidyl-serine phosphorylation. Lineage: Eukaryota; Metazoa; Arthropoda; Insecta; Hymenoptera; Braconidae. The record is from RefSeq and is a predicted model, not a curated record. Gene Ontology annotation, molecular function: magnesium ion binding; ATP binding; protein serine/threonine kinase activity.
GUGGUGUAUUCCAUAAUUAAUCUCUCUUUUGGAGUGAUGCAUUCCAAUGUUGAACAUCUACGGUCACGAAUAUACGCGGAAUAGCCGCUUUAGUAGCAAGAAUGAACAUCAAGCUUACUUGUUUCUCUCUUUACAGUAGUGAACUUAUUUGUUGUUUAGUGAAAAAGUUUUAUGUUACAUUGGGUGUAUGUGAACGAAAUAGAAUUAUUCCAUGUUCAACAUUUUUCCUCUGUUGUAACUCUACACAACUACAAUUAUUUUCAAAUAUUUCUGAUGCUUCGAAAUUAAUUAAAUAUAAGUAAUUCUGUGAUACUUGGAGAUUAAAUCAAAUCAAUGCAAUAGACGGAAAAAAAUAAAAAAUAUGGAUCCUAGCAAGAAUAGACAAAGUAGAUCUCGAUUGCGAUCUCAUGGAAAUUCUGCCCGUGUCCUUGUCUUUGAUCAAUUGGAAUCCGAAGACAAUAAAAGUGCUACAGUAGAGACGGAAAUGGUUCAAAAGUCAUUACCUGUAAAAGGGGAGAGUAAGGAAGCACCCAAUCCAACUACUGGAAAUGAAAUGUCAAAUUUGGUGAGAAUGCGAAAUUCUGCUAUUGGUAAAUCGGCACCAUCGCUAUCGAUUCAUAUGCGUGAAUUCAAUAUUCCACGAAGAGCGACAAAAGCAGCUCACCGAAAGUCCUUCAUCGCUACAACUUCACCUACUUUACCUCGAUGUAAUUCUCCGCUCUCAGCAUUUGUACCAAUUACGGGAAGUCCAUUAGAAAGUCCAAGGAUGUCAUCGAGUCCACAUUUUGCUUUUGCUCCUAUCAAGAGAAUUAGUUGUGGAGCAUCCAAUACAGCUGAUGGAAGACGGUGGUCAGUGGCAAGUUUACCUUCGAGUGGCUAUGGUACAACACCUGGCUCUAGCAACGUAUCGUCACAAUGUUCGAGCCAAGAACGUUUACAUCAGUUACCAAACAUUCCAACUAAAGAUGAACUGCGAAUGCUAUCAUGCCACUUUUCUAAACCUGGUACUCCAUGUUCAUCACAUCCAGGAUUUCCAGGAUAUAAUAUUUCUAAUACAUCUUUCAAUCUUGAAGAAGAAGGUAGAAAAUCACCGUUACACCGUCCUCGUUCGCGUAGUUUAAGUAGUCCAAGUCGAUCUCCAAUUCUUGAUAAUGAAAUUGUGAUGAUGAAUACUCUAUAUAAAGAACGUUUUCCUAAGGCUACACAACAGAUGGAAGAACGAUUAACGAAUUUUAUAAAUAAUAAUAAAGAAAUUGAUGAAUAUGAAGUAGUAUCACAUCUAGCUCAAGAUUCUUUACCAAUAAUACGAUUCGUUCACCAUCAAAUUAUUGAAAUGGCUCGGGACUGUUUACAAAAAUCACAAGAGAAGUUAAUUACUUCUCGAUAUUUUUAUGAAAUGACCGAAAGUUUGGAACACUUAUUAAUGGAGACAAAGGAUAAAUCUAUUGAAGCGGCAACACAUUUAACAGGAUUAAUUAAAAAACUUUUGCUUAUAAUUUCUCGUCCAGCACGCCUGUUAGAAUGCUUGGAAUUUGAUCCUGAGGAGUUUUAUCACUUAUUAGAGCAAGCUGAGGGUCAAGCUAAAAUUAUUAGUGGUAUAAAGGCUGAUAUUCCUCAGUAUAUUAUCAGUAAACUAUCUCUCAAUCGAGAUCCUAUUUCAGAACUUCAAGAAGAUAUAAAUAAACUAGAAGACUCCGUAAGUUUAAAUUCAAGCAAUUUAGAGUUAUCAUCAUCAAGCCCUAAUAAAGAAGAUGAUAAACUCCAACGAGUGCCAUGUGAAGAUGAUUAUGAAGUAGUUAAACUUAUCAGCAAUGGUGCUUAUGGUGCAGUAUACUUAGUUAAAGAAAAAAUAAGCCGUCAACGAUUUGCUAUGAAAAAAAUAAAUAAAAAUAACUUGAUGCUUCGAAAUCAAGUAGAUCAAGUAUUUGCGGAAAGAGAUAUUAUGAGUUUUACAGAUAAUCCAUUUGUAGUUUCAAUGUACUGUAGUUUUGAAACAAAGAAACAUCUUUGUUUAGUGAUGGAAUAUGUUGAAGGUGGUGAUUGUGCAAGUCUUUUAAAAAAUAUUGGGACUUUACCACCGGAUACGGCUAGAUUUUAUUUUGCUGAAACAGUUCUUGCAGUUGAGUAUCUUCAUAGCUAUGGAAUUGUUCAUCGUGAUUUAAAGCCAGACAAUCUUUUAAUAACGGCUUUAGGACAUAUUAAGCUUACUGAUUUUGGUUUAAGUAAGAUGGGACUGAUGUCUUUAGCAACAAAUUUAUACGAAGGUUAUAUAGACCGAGACACUCGACAAUUUUCUGAUAAACAAGUUUUCGGAACACCCGAGUAUAUAGCUCCUGAAGUAAUUUUACGUCAAGGGUAUGGAAAACCUGUAGACUGGUGGUCAAUGGGGAUUAUAUUAUAUGAGUUUUUAAUUGGCUGUGUUCCUUUUUUUGGAGAAACACCUGAAGAGCUUUUUGCUCAUACCGUUAAUGAUGACAUUGAAUGGCCUGAUGAAGAUGACUGGCGAGUGCAACCAGAAGCUAAAGACCUGAUUACCGUUCUACUCCAGCAAAAUCCAAGAGAACGUCUAGGAACUGGAGGAGCUCAUGAAGUUAAGGAACAUCCCUACUUUUAUGGAGUUAAUUGGAAUACAUUGUUACGCCAGAAAGCCGAAUUUGUUCCGCAACUGACGCAUGAUGAAGACACGAGUUAUUUUGAUACACGAAUGGAUCGUUAUAGUCAUGAUUUUGGUGAAGAUACCGAUGAUACUGAUGACUCUCCAUUGUUCGGUAGUUUUUCUUCUUAUUCUCCGCAAUCACGAAAAAUAUCCCAGUCUCGAUCAACAAUAAAUAAUGAAUCAGAUUUGGAUUUUUCAAAAAAACAACUCUUUCGUAAUGAACUUGACCGAACAGGAUUUCAAGUAUCUCCAAGUUCUUCAGCAUCUUGUUCUCCUCCUAAAUUAAAUGAAAAACCUCCACUCGUGAGUGAUAAAAACCGUUCUACUGAUACCAAAGUUGAUGGAAAUAACAUAGAAAAAAAUAUGGAUAACUUUUCGUCCUCUCAUUUCUCUCCGGCUUCGAGUGGGGAUUCCCGUUCAACUAUUAAAAAAAAUCCUUCUGCUGAAACUUUAGUUUCUAAUGUCAAUUUCAGUACUCCAGAAUCAUCUCAAACAGAAUCUGAUGAUAUCAGCCCUCAAAUUCAACGAAAAAGACAUAAUUAUGUUCGAGAUAAGCUGCCCAGGUUCAGUAUUUCCAUUGACAGCGAUCACAUGAUUGAUUUAACAGUAGCUGGUAGAGAAACUGGUGAAGACAAACAUAAUUCUAGUACAGACUCUUAUGAAUCAUUAUCAACGACACCACUUUCAGUAGGAACGAAACAAAAACCUCGCUCUGUUAUUAAAUCCGCAUCAACUAGUGGACUUUCACUUGUAAUCCCGGCAAAUGAUUUCUCUUCUUACCAGUCAAUAGAAUCACCUGGAGGAUCAUCAACUGCUUCUUCAAGAGAUACAUCCCCUUGUCGAGAAUUAAGUCCCCUUGUGACGAGCUUAAAACCGCCAAUAAUCAUUCGACGAGGACCUCAUGGCUUCGGAUUUACUGUUCAUACUAUUAGAGUGUAUUAUGGUGAUAGUGAUUUUUAUACAAUGCAUCAUCUAGUUAUGGCUGUAGACCCAUCUAGUCCAGCAUUUGAAGCUGGUUUACGUCCAGGAGAUUUAAUAACGCAUAUCAACGGUGAAGCUGUACAAGGUUUAUAUCAUACACAAGUUCUUCAAUUAAUGCUUAGUGGUGGUGGAGAUCAUGUAACUCUACGUAGUACUCCACUAGAAAAUACUAGUAUAAAGACAGGUGGUCGAAAACGUGAACUUGCACAAAGUAAAAUGGCAAGACGAACUUUACAUCGUCAACGUAAACAAAAACGCGACCAUUCAGAUAAAAAAAGGAAAACUUCACUCUUUAGGAGAAUUAGUACUAAACGUGCUAGUGUAGAAAUGCAACAGCCAUUAAGUAUCAGUUGUCCAUUGUCAGCACCUAUUCUACCAAGCGACAACAAACCUCCAUUUAUGAUGGCUGCAGGGAUAUGUUCUCCGUCCAUGGUAACACCGAGCCGUUCAUUUCAAUCAUUCACUCGGUCUUUACCUUCCCAACAAGAAUCCUCCCCUUAUUUUCCUCCAGGAGUAGCUAAAUCUGUUUGUACUCCAUCCCCGCCAACAACUAACCGUCCUAAUUCAGAGUCGUACCAUAUAACGGGAAAUUCAAGUUCUUGUUCAAGUCCUAAUUCAUCAUCACCUGGUUCGAAUUCAUCUACAAACGUCAUAUCCAAUCAAUCACACUACCAACGACCUAGUACCCUUCAUGGACUAAAACAUAAACUUCAUUCAGCUGCAAAAAAUAUACAUUCACCGAAUCGUCGUAAAUCUGUCGGUCAUAUUCCACUUUCACCGUUAGCAAGAACACCAAGUCCUUCACCGAUUCCUGCUAGUCCUACAAGAAGUCCAAGUCCUUUGGCUUUUCCAACUGGACACCAGCCAGGCAGCUCUAACACAACACAGUCUUAUAGUCCGGGUACAUCUUUAUCAACGCCAGCAAGUCAAAAAAAAAGCUACAGCCGUCCAAAAUCUGCGGAACCCGGUUCACCACUUCUUAGACGAGCUUUAAGUCCAGAUCGAUUACAUCCACGUUCAGCUGAGAGUAAAACUUCGAUUUCUCCUUUGGCAAAUAGCAUAGUUCGAGUUACACCACGAGUAACAAUUGCUCAAACAUCUCAUGUAGAUUCUAAUGAUGAUACUUCAGAAUCUAUAAAAGAUUCAAGUGAUAUAAAAAACGAAAAGAAACCAAUUGAUCAAAAAUCAAGUGAUUAUUCUAAGAUACCCCAUGGAAUGUCAAUUAAUAUUCAAAAUGUUGGAUUAUCGAAUUCCUGUGGAAGCACUCAAUUGCCACGUAUUGCGGAAGAAAAAGAUUCUCCCACUAACUCCAAAAGUGAAGAUUAUUCUACUAAAGAAAUUGAUGAAAGUGAAAUAGAUAUAACUUUAAGAGGUAUAAAUUUAAAAUCUAGUCAGGAUUUGGAAAAAAAACAAAGUGAUGAAAAAAAAAAUUAUCCUCCCGAAAAUAGUGAUCAUUUAAAUUCUGUUAAAACUUCAAUACCUGCUACAAGUAGCUCAGAUCAUAUUGAUCAACAGAAAUCUUUAACGAAAUCUGCCAACUGUUCGAAAAUGUCGGAAAUAGAAAAUGAAAAUGAUACAAAAGCUCUUUUAACUUCAAAUACCGUUAUUAGUUCUGAAAAAAUAAAUAAACUUAUGUCUAAAUCGAAAAAUGAAACCAGCCCAGAAACAAGAAAAAUUUUAAAGAGAUAUAAAGUUGAUGAAACUGACAAUGUUACAGCUACAGAAAGGGUUGGUAAAAGUUCUUUACUUGAAGAUAAAAAGAAUAAGUAAAAUUAUAAUUUAAAAACAAGUUGAUAAUUCGAACAGUUAGUUUUUUCAUACAUAGAAUCAAACUCUUCAAUCAUCUCAAUAAUUUAACGCUUUUUGCGUUACUAUCGUCUAUAUAUUUUGUCAAUUCUUCUCCAACACAUAGAAAAUUAUUUAGUAAUAUUAUCAAAGAAUUUGAAUAAUAAAGAUAAAACAUUAAAUUUUUUUUUUUCCAUUUAAAUAUGUUCUGUGCUCUCUGUGUAAAGUGUUGGAGUAAUAUUACUAAAAAAUUUUCUAUCAUAUUUGUAAAUAUUUUA